UCGGAGUGAGUUGGCUUGGCAAUUUGGCAUAGCAAAUCAUAGCAGAGGAAAAAAACAAGAGAAAGAGGGAAAAUGGUGGCAGAUGAAGUACCAAUGGACGACAAAGCAAAGAGGAUGAGAGAUCUGUUAUCAAGUUUCUACUCUCCAGACCCUACCAUGUCCUCCGAUUCCGGCAACGCCUCCUCCAAGCUCGACGACAUCAACUCUACCUCCUUUGAUCCAGAUCAGUACAUGAACAUCCUUGUGCAUAAGUCCAAUUUGGAAGGGCUACUCCAACGGCAUGUUGAAAUGGCAGCUGAAAUAAAGAAUCUCGACACUGACUUGCAAAUGCUAGUCUACGAGAAUUACAACAAGUUCAUCAGCGCUACAGAUACUAUAAAGAGGAUGAAGAGUAACAUUUCAGGGAUGGAGACGAAUAUGGAACAGCUUCUUGAGAAGAUAAUGUCUGUGCAGUCAAGGAGUGACAGUGUUAACACUUCUCUAUUUGACAAAAGGGAGCAUAUUGAGAAGCUGCAUCGAACUUGCAAUCUUCUUCGUAAAGUUCAGUUCAUAUAUGAUCUACCUGAUAGACUUGGCAAGUGCAUCAAAUCAGAGGCAUAUGCAGAUGCAGUCAGGUUCUACACAGGAGCAACGCCAAUUUUUAAGGCAUAUGGAGAUUCAUCAUUCCAGGAUUGUAAGCAAGCAUCUGAAGAAGCAAUAGCUAUCAUAGUAAAAAAUUUGCAGGAGAAGCUAUUUUCAGAUUCUGAAUCAAUACAAUUGAGAGCUGAGGCUGCAGUGCUGCUUAAGCAGUUGGAUUUCCCGGUGGACAAUUUGAAGGCAAAGUUACUUGAGAAAUUAGAACAAUCUAUCGCAGACAUUCAGCUGAACCCUGAAGAAAAUAACAAUGCUUCAAUGGACCUUUCUCCUUUAGCUUCUGCUCAUGAGGAAGCCAUUCAUGAAUUUGUGGAGGCAGUUCGUGCUUUUCGAGUAAUAUUCCCUGAUUCAGAAGGGCAAUUGGUUAAACUUGCUCAAGACUUGGUUACUAAGAACUUUGUUAUUACCGAGGAAUAUGUGAAGACACGGAUUUUCCCAGGAGAUCUAAUUGGUGUUCUUGGAGUUAUCUGGAAUGAUGUACUCCUCAUAGAUGAAGUCUUGCCGGAAGCAGCUCUAUCUGACCAUUCUCUUGAGGCUGCCAAGGUUGUUGUCACCUUGUAUGUUAGAAGUGCAUUUUCUCAUCUUCUGCAAGAUAUCUCAGAUUCCCUCUUAAAGGUCCUGAAAAAGGAUGGAGCAGAGCAGUACUCACUCGAAGUUGCUCUUGAAGCUAGCACAAAAGCAGUUCUCCAAGGAGGCAUGAACGUUUUGCUGGACUUCCGCAAAAUUUUGGAUAAUGACUCUGGGAUCCUAGUUAGACUAAGAGAGUUGAUCAUUGACUGGGUUCAAGGAGGAUUUCAAGACUUUUUUAGGCAACUUGAGGAUCAGUUCAUUCUGUUUUCAAGAAGAAAUAAUUCUGCAGCUAUUCUAGUACAUGGUUUGGCAGAGGGAGCUCAAGGUGACAAAGCUUUUAUUGGCCUUGUCCUAGUGCUGGCUCAAUUGUCUGCUUUUAUUGAACAAACUGUCAUCCCAAAAAUCACUGAGGAGAUAGCUGCUUCCUUUUCUGGUGGUAGUGUUAGAGGCUAUGAAUCUGGACCUGCCUUUGUUCCUGGAGAAAUCUGUCGAAAAUUUCGGUCAGCUGGUGAAAAAUUCUUGCACCUGUACAUAAAUAUGAAAACUCAGAGAAUAUCACUUCUCCUGAAGAAGAGGUUUGCCACACCUAAUUGGGUUAAGCAUAAGGAGCCAAGAGAAGUUCAUAUGUUUGUUGAUUUAUUUCUUCAAGAGCUUGAAGUUAUUGUCAAUGAAGUGAAGCAGAUUUUGCCUCAAGGUAUACGCAAGCACCGCAGGACUGACAGUAAUGGAAGUAGUGCUUCAUCAAGGAGCAACCCCUUGCGGGAGGAGAAAAUGGUUAGGUCAAAUACUCAAAGGGCAAGAAGCCAGCUUUUGGAAACACAUCUAGCAAAAUUGUUCAAGCAAAAAGUUGAAAUUUUCACAAAAGUAGAAUAUACACAGGAGUCUGUUGUUACAACUACAGUUAAAUUGUGCCUUAAAAGUUUACAAGAAUUUGUCCGACUCCAGACUUUUAACCGGAGUGGAUUCCAGCAAAUUCAAUUGGAUAUCCAGUUCCUAAGGAUCCCUUUAAGGGAAAUAGUUGAAGAUGAAGCUGCAAUCGACUUCUUGCUUGAUGAGGUAAUUGUUGCUACUGCUGAGCGGUGCCUUGAUCCAAUUCCAUUGGAGCCUCCCAUACUGGACAAACUUAUACAAGCAAAGUUGGCUAAAACCCGGGAACAAAACACAAUCUCUUCUUAAACAUUUUGUGGGUGUAGAGGCUAUAUUGAUCAUGUCGACUUUUCAUAUCUUCUCUAGAAACCGUAAUUUCCUUGUAUGUGUUUUAAUAUGUAUAUUCAAUAUUGAGUAUAUAAAGAAGAGCUGAAGAGAAGGAUGUGUUUGUUGUAUUUGUCAUCUCUCUAGAAUUAGUUAUGGUUUUGGCAGUUGAUAGUCAACUUGUUUCCUGUUUGUUCACUUUGUAAAUCUCUUGUAACAUGUCACAUUACCGUAUUGUUAUUUGUAGAAGUAUUGAAACUCGAGAAAGU
Messenger RNA from Gastrolobium bilobum, 2663 nucleotides. Its product is annotated as vacuolar protein sorting-associated protein 51 homolog. Gene Ontology annotation, biological process: endocytic recycling; retrograde transport, endosome to Golgi; Golgi organization. The transcript has 20 exons. The coding region runs from base 73 to 2379 and encodes 768 amino acids. The record is from RefSeq and is a predicted model, not a curated record. Gene Ontology annotation, cellular component: GARP complex; membrane; EARP complex. NCBI's taxonomy places the organism in Eukaryota, Viridiplantae, Streptophyta, Magnoliopsida, Fabales, Fabaceae.